Molecule: messenger RNA, 1746 nt
Organism: Notothenia coriiceps (black rockcod)
Lineage: Eukaryota; Metazoa; Chordata; Actinopteri; Perciformes; Nototheniidae
Gene: fgf3
Product: fibroblast growth factor 3
Exons: 3
Coding region: 168-893 (241 amino acids)
Molecular function (GO): growth factor activity
Source: RefSeq, a predicted model, not a curated record
UCCAGCAGCAGAGGAGGGCGGUGCUGUCAACGGUGUGUCUCGGGCUUGGAUGUGCGCAAGGCUGGAGCUCUGAAGCGUUGGGGCCUCGACACUUUAAUGGGACCCCGAGAGCCGGAUUGGAGUUCUACAUUUUCCCCCCACAAUCGUCGCUCCCCGGCCAUGCCACAAUGCUGAUGAUUUAUCUGCUGGUGUUGCUGAGCCUGUUGGAUCCCGUUACUCCCCGGGCCCGCUGCGCCCCGGGCCAGGCGUGCGACCCCCGGCCGCGGAGGGACGCCGGGGGCCGCGGAGGAGUGUACGAACACCUCGGAGGAGCCCCGAGGCGCAGAAAGCUCUACUGCGCGACCAAAUAUCAUUUACAGAUCAAUUCCAACGGGAAGAUAGACGGGUCACUGGAGGAAAACAACCCGUUGAGCAUCAUGGAAAUCACAGCAGUGGAUGUGGGAGUCGUGGCCAUAAAGGGCCUUUUCUCUGGCAGAUAUCUGGCCAUGAAUGAUAAAGGGCGGCUGUAUGCCUCGGAAGUGUUCAACCAAGAGUGUGAGUUUGUGGAGCGGAUCCAUGAGUUGGGGUACAACACCUACGCCUCCCGCCACCACUCCACGGAGCAGCCUCUGGCCCCAGGGGGGGGCAGUCGGCGGCGGGCCAGCGCCAAGCGGCAGUGGUAUGUCUCCAUCAACGGCAAGGGCCGGCCCCGGAGAGGCUUCAAGACCCGGAGCACGGACAAGGCCUCGCUCUUCCUGCCUCGGGUGCUAGGCAACAAGGACCAUGAGAUGGUGAGGCGUUUGAGGGAAAGUCAGAGCGCACAGCAUCACACGCAUCACAAUGGGCGCCGAGGGGAACGCCGGAGACGCAGACACCGGGCCAGGAAGGGCCGGGGCCGAGGGCCAGGGGACUGAGGGGCCCUCAGAAGGGCUGACUCAGCAACAUGGACCCUGAUGAGCACAGACUUUCGCAGAGGAGGGGACGCGUUGGGAUCCUGCCUGGAUUAAAAGAUCUGUUGAUGCACAGAGACAAUGAAAUAAGAGAAGAAGGAUAGAUAGUGUUGGGGCACACACUGAAAAAACUGAAACCGUGACUUUAAUUAAAUCAUGUCAACAGAAUACACAUAACCGAAUUAGGUUAGUUGAAAGUAUUAUGUUAAGUUGAACCUAAUGUUUUUUAUUUAAACUUACUAUUAAUGCUUUCAUCUAAUCUAAUGCAAUAAUGGGACAUUUGUUGACAUUAUACAUUUAAUGAAUUCGUUUUUUCACUGCACAUAUAUCAAAUCUUCCACUUCCAGGAGCCUGUGUCUCACACAGCGGUAUAAUCUCCUGUUCCCUGACAGCGCUACUGUCAGCCUGUAAACACGUGUUUAUGUAAAAUAAUUUUAUUACACCAUCACACGGAGAGAAAUCCUUAUAGAAGGGGUUCUAUUGUAAAUACAGUAUGCACUAUGCAUGUACAGUGACUUAUAGCUUUUCAUUUGUCAAAAGCUGUGAUGACAAACACGGUAUAUAAAACAAUAUUUUGCUCAUUUGAAGUGCUAACAGAUAUGACGGAUAUUUAAGAGAGGACUUUAAUCAGCAAAGCACUUUUGAUCAGAUUCACAUUAAGAAGCGGAGUAAACUCAGUCUGCUGUAUUUUUUGUAACAAUGUGAUAGUCUACUGUCUGUAAAAGGAGAGAUGUACUUUGUAUAUUUUUACUAAUGAUAUGAGUAUUUAUUUGGUGCCUGUGUUGUAAGUUAUUGAUAAUACUAUUUCUGCAUUUCA